AUGAACGAUAUUGGUUCAUGCGAUAAAAGUGCCUACGGAUGGCACUCACUUAGUCCUGGCGGCGCUUCGGACGAUACAACAUUUCCAAACAUCAAAACAGAAUUUCCAAUGGAAGACGAUAUGUUUGAGAUCACAAAGCAGCAUCAGCAACAGCAACCGCCUUCCGAUGACGUCAUGUUCGCGAAGCCAAAAUCCGUGCCGACGGCCACCUCAGACGCCGCUGCCGCAUCGCUACAAACCGCCUUCUGUAAGAAACCAUCGGCUAAGAAUCAAGAGAACAUCAAUUUCAAUCCGGUAAUGAACGAGUCUGUUAAAACUGAAACAAAUGAAGAGAUCUAUGGUGGAUUCGGCUCAUCACCGUUCGGGAAUUCGAAUGCUUCAUGUGUUCCCCAGGAAAAUGUCUCGGUCACGUGUCAAAAUGGAAGUGCGUGCGUGGAUGCUCAACAAAUGGACAUCUAUAGAGAUCUAAUCCUUAGACAUCUGAUCCAGGACAUCAGUACCACCUGCGCUAAACUUGGUCUGCCAACAGAUGCACAAAACUGGACACAAGAGCACGGAGCACGUUGGAUUUCCGAGAUGUGCCAACAGUUUAGUCUGACACCACCUCGUCACACCUAUUUAAGCGGUCGUGCACUGCUUAGCAUGAGUCAAAAGGAUUUUAUCGCUCUGGCUCCUGAAGGCGGUGACACGCUCUACGCUCAGCUACAACUAUGGAAAACCGCUUUUGAGUCCUACCAUCAACAACAAAGUGGUGGUCAGAGCAGCGGCGGUAUCACUGCCGCCGACAAUUCGAUGCCGAAGAACAACUGGAUGCCUGCUGGUCAAACCAUGAUAAGCGGCGAACCGAUCAAGAAUAACGCUGGAUUCACACAACAAUAUCAAACCACUGAACUUCAUCAACAACACUAUUUCGGCAACGGAGCUUUAGGAGGCGGUGCAGAUAAUCAUGCCUUCUUCGGAAACGGUAUUUUACCGUCACCAAGCGAUAGUGACAGAAGCAGCAAUGCAAGCAUGCAUGAUUUGGGUGAUGACGAAUGCAUCGAUCUUCAGAGUAUGUUGCAAAUGCAACAAGAUGGUAUGCGAUUCUGUGGACAAAUGAACGGCAUGAACAUGACAACUGCACAAACUCCAACCGCCGAAGAACAGCGUCCUUCACCGUUUCCACGACAUUCCGGUACAGUACACCUUUGGCAUUUCAUACGCGAACUGCUCGAUCAUCCCAACAAACAAUACGGAUCGUGCGUACGCUGGGUGGACCGCGACGAAGGAACGUUUAAAAUCGAGUCCUCCCAUCAUCUGGCUAGAUUCUGGGGACAACGUAAGAAUCGUGCACAGAUGAACUACGACAAAUUGUCACGAAGCCUCCGGCAAUAUUACAAAAAAGGCAUAAUACAAAAACCGGAAAAGAAGCAACGACUUGUGUACAAAUUUUUACCUCCAUACAAUCUGUGA
Molecule: messenger RNA, 1452 nt
Organism: Necator americanus (New World hookworm)
Lineage: Eukaryota; Metazoa; Nematoda; Chromadorea; Rhabditida; Ancylostomatidae
Exons: 13
Coding region: 1-1452 (483 amino acids)
Biological process (GO): regulation of transcription by RNA polymerase II; cell differentiation
Cellular component (GO): nucleus
Molecular function (GO): DNA-binding transcription factor activity, RNA polymerase II-specific; sequence-specific DNA binding
Source: RefSeq, a predicted model, not a curated record